Molecule: messenger RNA, 2364 nt
Organism: Cinclus cinclus
Lineage: Eukaryota; Metazoa; Chordata; Aves; Passeriformes; Cinclidae
Product: solute carrier family 22 member 6-like
Exons: 10
Coding region: 1-1650 (549 amino acids)
Biological process (GO): transmembrane transport
Cellular component (GO): membrane
Molecular function (GO): transmembrane transporter activity
Source: RefSeq, a predicted model, not a curated record
AUGUCCUUCGUGGAGCUGCUGGCCCGCCUGGGCGGCAUGGGCCGCUUCCAGGUGACGUACGUGGCCGCGCUGGCCAUCCCUCUGCUCAUGCUGGCCAGCCACAACCUCCUGCAGAACUUCACUGCCGGCGUCCCCGAGCACCACUGCCGGCCCCGGCCCGUGGCCAACGCCACCGCGGCCGCCGUGCCCCUGGCCGUGUCCAUCCCCUGGGACGGCCACCGCCGGCCCCAGCGCUGCCAACGCUUCGUGGAGCCCCAGUGGCACCUCUUGGACGCCAACGGCUCGGCCGACGCAGCGGCCAACGGCACGGCCAGCGAGGCGGCCACCGAGCCGUGCCACGACGGCUGGACGUACCUGGAUGGCAUCUUCAGGGACACCAUCGUCACCGAGUGGGACCUGGUGUGUGACUCCAAGAAGCUGAGGCAGGUGGCCCAGUCCAUCUACAUGGCCGGGAUCCUGCUGGGCUCCAGCCUCUUCGGGGUCCUCUCUGACAAGUUUGGGCGCCGGGCUCUGCUCACCUGGUGUUACCUGCAGCUGGGGGCGAUGGGGGUGGGCACGGCCGCCGCCCCCUCGCUCCUGAUUUACUGCGUGUGCCGCUUCCUGACCGGGCUGGCCAUGGCCGGGGUGUCCCUCAACUCCGCCUCCCUCUGCAUGGAGUGGAUCCCGACAGAGGCUCGGGCUGUGGUGGGCACCAUCAAUGGCUACUGCUACACCCUGGGCCAGUUCGUGCUGGCGGCCGCAGCCUUCGGGCUCCCGCACUGGCGGCAGCUCCAGCUCGCCGUGUCCCUGCCCUUCUUCGUCUUCUUCUUCUACUCCUGGCUGUACGUGGAGUCCGCGCGCUGGCAGGUGACCUCGGGCAGACCCGACCUGGCCCUGCGGGGGCUCCGCAAGGUCGCGAGGGUCAACGGCAGGAAGGAGGAGGGGGACAAACUCAGCGAGGAGGUGCUGCGGGCUCUGGUGCACCGGGAGCCGCCGCUGCCGGGGGGGGCCGUGGCCGCGCUCGUCCGGACCCCCGGCAUGAGGACGGUGUCGUGCGGGGUCUCCUUCGUCUGGUUCUCCACCAGCUUCGCCUACUACGGGCUGGCCAUGGACCUGCAGGGCUUUGGCUUCAACGUUUACCUGAGCCAGGUGGUGUUCGGGGCCGUGGACAUCCCGGCCAAGCUCCUGUCAGUGCUCGUCAUCUCCUGCCUGGGCCGGCGCCUGGCCCAGGGUGGCUCCCUGGCACUCGCCGGGAUUUGCAUCCUGGCCAACAUCUUCGUGCCCAGCGAGCUGCCGGCGCUGCGCAUGGCCUUCGCCGUCAUCGGCAAGGGCGCCUUGGCCGCCUCCUUCAACUGCGCCUACAUCUUCUCUGGGGAGCUCUUCCCCACCGUCAUCAGGCAGACGGGGAUGGGUCUGGGGGGCACCAUGGCCCGCGUGGGGGGGAUGGUCGCGCCCCUGGUGCGCCUCACGGCCGACGUGACCCCGGCGCUGCCCCUCGUCAUCUACGGCGCUGCCCCCAUCGUGUCGGCCAUCGCCACCGGCUUCCUGCCCGAGACCCGUAACGCCGCUCUGCCCGAGACCGUCCAGGACGUCGAGAGGAGGGCGGGGCACCUCCAGGACGACGACGUCGCCGUCCCCCUGAGCAGCACCAAGAGCAAGGACGGAACCUGAGCGGGGGUUGGGACCCCCCGGGGGAAUUUUGGGGCCAGGACCCCCCUGGAGCCCCCCCAGCCCCUCCCAACCGGGGUUAUUUAUUGAAUCCCAAUAAAAUCUCGUGGGAAUUUUGGGAUCCUGCGGGGGACACCCUCCCCCCCCGGAGCUCGUUAAUGAGCGUUAAUUGGAAUUCCCGAAGCUCGGUGGCCUUUGCCCCAAUUCCGGGGAUUUGGCUGCAAAAUAAAUCUGGGAACGGGAUUAAUUCACAUUUCCAGGAGGGAGGAAAAAAAAAAGAAAAAACAAAAACAAAAAAAACCCCAACAAAACAAAAAAGAAAAAAAAGCAAAAAAACCACAAAAAACAAAAAAACAAAGCAAAGCAAACAAACAAAAAAGAAGCAAACAAACAAAAAAGAAACAAACAAACAAAAAAACCCAAAAAUCCAAAAAAAACCCCAAACGGGGCAAAUUUCAACCCCCCCAAAAAAAAAAAAAAACAGUGGCAAAAGCUCAGGAGAAGCCACCUCCCAAUCCCAAAUCAAUGAUUUUUUUCACCCCAAAAAAACCAGGCAGCACAAACUCAGAGCAGCCACAUCCCCUAAAUUCAUCUUUUUUACCCCAAAUCCAGGCACCCAUCAACCCCAAAAUCAUCCAUUUUUACCCCAAAUCCCCACUGUGCUCUCAAAUCCCCAUUUUUGCUCCAAAAUCCCUCAUUUUUACCGCAAGAUCUUCC